Molecule: messenger RNA, 1424 nt
Organism: Zerene cesonia (dogface butterfly)
Lineage: Eukaryota; Metazoa; Arthropoda; Insecta; Lepidoptera; Pieridae
Exons: 6
Coding region: 200-1267 (355 amino acids)
Biological process (GO): proteolysis
Molecular function (GO): cysteine-type endopeptidase activity
Source: RefSeq, a predicted model, not a curated record
AUUAUUGACAUGUUUUUGAUAUGCUGAAAAAUAAGUCAAUGUUAAAACAAUUACUAAUACAUGGUACCAAUAUGAAAUUGAUUUAGACGACAUAAUAUUUACUUACAAUAUCUGAAUAUAAAUGAAUUCUUUCAACUGAUAUAAUUAUGGUUUCCUUUUAUCGUAUGAUUUAAAGUUAGUACUGUAAUGUUUUGCAAUAAUGUCUUUAAAACAGAAUUUGUCAUACAGAGAACAACAAUAUUCGUUAACGCUAACGAAAGAACAAUGUGAUAUUAUUGCUAAGUUAGCGAACGUAACCAUUGCAUAUAAUGAUAAGAAAAAACCUGGUGAAAGCCUAAUAAAAUAUUUAGAUAGAAGAGGACUCUCCAUAGAAGAAUAUAAACAACUGUUAGCCACUGUGUUACAUUCUACAAAAACAAUAUUCACAUACUAUAAGCCACAAUCCAAGAUAGCUAUCCUAAUAGCUAAUGAUAAAUAUGAUUAUUUGUCAAAAUUAGUGACACCAUCAAUUGACUGUGAAUCUUUAGGAUCAAAUUUAAGAAAUUUGGGCUUUAUUACUGUUUCCAUUAGAAAUACAAAAAGUGUAGAGCUAAAAAAUAAUCUAUCAAAAGUGUUUGAAUUAAUUCCGGAAGAUUCAUAUUGUUUUAUCUUCUAUGCAGGACAUGGAUGUGAAAUCUGCAACACUAAGUGCUUAUUGGGCAUAGAUUGUCCAUCAGAAAACAUAACUUUCGACCAUUGUGUUACUGAAAAUUGGCUGUUAAGAGAGGUCUCAACAUGUAAGCCUGAUCUUUGUGUGUUGAUCAUGGACAUGUGUAGAAUAUAUUUAGAUAAACAAUCAAACCCUGAGAUAUUCAAAGGCAUAUACAAUAUUGAAGAAUAUACAUUAGAUAGCAAUUUAAUAAUUGGUUAUUCUACUCAAUCUUCGAAAGCAGCAUAUGAAGUUUUACUAAUCGAGUGUUCAACGACUAUUGAUAAUAGUGUGACAUAUGAGCUAAAAACCGGUGAUACUGAGAAAAUAGUGCCUGGUUCUAGCCAGUAUGUAAAUGCAUUGUGUUCAAGAUUAUCUGAGAAUCAUGAUGUUAGCACCUUAUUGGAUAAAGUUCAUGCUGAUGUGGAGGGUUGUAUGAAGAAACAAAGGCCAAUAAAAUUACAAUGUGGAUCUUCAAAAAGGUCUUUGUGGGACCCUGUAAAAGAUAACACAACUCAAUUAUUGGGAAUAAUAAGAAGUGCCUGCAAAGAAUUUCAUGAUCAUUGUGAUGUAUUUUAGACUUUUGGAAAAAAAAAUCUAUAUUGUUAUUGAAAGACUUCUAUCUGGUGCUGUAUGAAGAAAAAAAAGAUUAUUGAUUAUGUUGUGCUACAUAUUAAUAGUGCAUGUUUGUAAUAAGGAAUUUUAAUAAGAUCAAUAAAACAUUUUUCAAACAUAA